Vigna radiata var. radiata (mung bean) is the source of this 1121-nucleotide messenger RNA. RefSeq lists its product as uncharacterized. Bases 290 to 646 code for a protein of 118 amino acids. The record is from RefSeq and is a predicted model, not a curated record. NCBI's taxonomy places the organism in Eukaryota, Viridiplantae, Streptophyta, Magnoliopsida, Fabales, Fabaceae. The transcript is spliced from 2 exons.
AAACACAUCCUAUCUACUGUCUUGAAGAAAAAACUUCAUGCUUCCUCACCUUCUCCUUCUCCAGCUCCAUCCCCACAUAUAAGUGAUCACUCCGAGCCAUCAACUUCACCACAUCCUGCUAGUCCAUACUCUCCAAUAUCAACAGCAACUGCUGAGCCACCACCCUGUUUUGACUGUGAAGUAUCUUCUCCUGCACCAUCUAUUGUGCCUGAGCAUCCCCCGAUCCUUGUCCAUAUAGUGGCUUCGUACAUCAUCCCAUCUCUUCACAAAAUCUUAUUCUACACCAUCCAUGUCCCCUGAUUAUUUACCUUCUGCUGCCCCAACCUCAAAUUCUGCCAGCCACACCACUGAAGAAGCUUCUGAUCUGUCCCAUGGAUCCAAGCGUCAGCAGGGUGAAGAAACAUCUAAAAAAUUGGUGUCUCAGAUGCUUGCUCCUUCCUCUAUAUCGUCAGCGAGUGGUGAUUUCCGUGGGGAAAUCUUGCUAAUGGGAUUUUGUAUGCUGUUAACUUCUUUUGUUUUCCCAAUGAUGCCACAUCUGAUGAUAUGGAUGUUACCUGAUGAAGGAUCCUGGAGAAUUGCAAGGAAUAAUGAUGCUCUGCAAGUUUUGUUCAGAAUGCAGAAGGAAGAAGCUUCCGUUCCAUUUUAAUUUGCCUUAAUUUUACUUCAAGCAUGCAACCACCAUGUAAAGCUCCGGUGGGUAGAGGGUCAAAGCCUGAAAGUUGGCAGGCCUCUCAUCUAGUACUACAUGUUCUAUGAAGAAUGAAAUUGAUCCCAAAGGUAUCAACUAAUAAACACCGUGAUCAAGAGCAAAUUGGCUUUCAGAUGUCAGCAGAACCAUCCUUUGUAUUCAAUCAAGUGGGUUCUUUCAGCAUCAGAAUCUGUAAAAUAUCUAUAGUAAUAUCUAGCAAAGAGAUAAAUUAGUCACACUUGUAUAGCUCUAUGCUCCCCCCUUCUCCCUGCUUUUGAAAGAAAAUAAGAAUUUAAAUUCAUCCAUGAAGAAACACCAUGAUUGUGCUCAGUAGUCGAGACAGAUCUUUUACAUGUGACUUAAAAUAGUAAACUGUGUACAGAGGUGACUUUUAAAAUAGUUCAAAACAUAAUUUUUUUAAUGAUACAAUAAC